GCGUGACGUGGGUCUUGCAGCUUGCGAGGAGAUGAGUGGUAAGCGGCCUGCUGAGCCCGUCCCGGGCCGGGCUGGGAAAAGGGGAAAGAAGGAGGUGAUGGCGAAGUUUUCGGAUGCUGUCACGGAGGAAACCUUGAAAAAGCAGGUGGCUGAGGCCUGGAGUCGCAGGACGCCGUUCCGCCACGAAGCCAUUGUCAUGGACAUGGACCCCUUUCUUCACUGUGUGAUCCCAAACUUCAUCCAAAGCGAAAACUUCUUGGAAGGACUUCAGAAGGAACUUUUGAACUUGGACUUCCAUGAAAAGUAUAAUGAUUUAUAUAAGUUCCAGCAGUCUGAUGAUCUGAAGAAGAGAAGAGAGCCUCACAUCUGUGCUUUAAGGAAAAUUCUGUUUGAACAUUUCCGGGCUUGGCUUUCAGACAUUUCGAAGAUUGACCUGGAAUCAACCAUUGAUGUGUCCUGUGCUAAAUAUGAAUUCUCAGAUGCCCUGCUCUGCCAUGACGACGAGCUGGAAGGACGCCGGAUUGCCUUCAUUCUUUACCUGGUUCCUCCCUGGGACAGGAGCUUGGGGGGCACCCUGGACCUGUACAACGUUGACGAACACUUUCAGCCGAAGCAGAUUGUCAAGUCUCUUAUCCCUUCGUGGAACACACUGGUUUUCUUUGAAGUGUCUCCAGUAUCCUUUCACCAGGUUUCCGAAGUCCUGUCUGAAGAAAAGUCGCGUUUGUCCAUCAGCGGCUGGUUUCACGGUCCUUCACUGACCAGGCCUCCCACCUACUUUGAACCUCUCAUACCUCGGAGCCCUCACAUCCCACAAGAUCAUGAAAUUUUGUAUGACUGGAUCAACCCUACUUAUCUCGACAUGGAGUACCAAGUUCAAAUUCAAGAAGAAUUUGAAGAAAGCUCUGAAAUUCUCCUAAAAGAGUUCCUUAAGUCUGAGAAAUUUGCAGAGGUGUGUGAGGCUUUGGAGAAAGGAGAUGUGGAAUGGAGCAGCCGAGGUCCCCCUAACAAAAGGUUUUACGAGAAGGCUGAGGAGAGCAAACUUCCCGACAUCUUGAAGGACUGCAUGGCAUUAUUUCGCUCCGAGGCAAUGUUCUUGCUGCUCUCCAACUUCACAGGCCUGAAACUUCACUUCUUGGCCCCUUCAGAAGAAGGUGAGCUUGAGGACAAAAAAGAGGGAGAAGCAGCCUCUGCUGCUGAUGACACUGAAGAAGGGCCUAGCCGCAGUUCUGAGCCAGAGAGCAGGCGGGCGGCCAGCAGCAGCAGCAGUCAGCAGAGCAACGAACAGACGGACCCAGAGCCAGAGGAAAACGAUGCAAAGAAAGAAUCAGGUGUUCCCACAUGCCAGGGGGAACUGAGGCAUUGGAAGACUGGUCACUACACUUUAAUCCAUGACAACAGCAAGACUGAAUUUGCCCUGGACUUACUUCUCUACUGUGGCUGUGAAGGCUGGGAGCCAGAGUAUGGUGGCUUCACCUCCUACAUUGCCAAAGGAGAUGAUGAAGAGCUGCUAACAGUGAAUCCAGAAAACAAUUCUUUGGCGUUGGUCUACAGAGAUAGAGAGACUCUGAAAUUCGUCAAGCAUAUUAACCACCGAAGCCUAGAACAAAAGAAAACUUUCCCAAACAGAACAGGUUUCUGGGACUUUUCAUUUGUCUAUUAUGAAUAAGGUUGGGCAAAGCUGGAAAGAGGAGACCCUUCCUCAGUACUGGGACGUCUGGAAGAGUUAGGCAUCGAGUGAAGGAGAGCUACAAGGUGACCUGUGUGACAGCGUUCUUAAAACUGUGUGUGGUUGUCCUUUAGUAGGGCUCAUAAUGAUUAUCCUCAAUCUAGACCUUGAGCUUGGAGAUAGAUAGGUACUUAUCUCUUGAUGUAAAAUAAAAAGGGGUUUUGUCUUUUUCUUUAACAUUCAGUUCAUUUUCCAUAUUGGCUUCUUCAGUGAUUAAAAAUAUGUGGUAAAAUAUACGUGACAUAAAAUGUAUCUUUUUCAAGCGUACAGUUCAGUGGCAUUAAGUACAUUCACAUUGUUGUGCAGCCUUCACCACCGUCCAUCUCCAGAACUCUUCCAUCUUUCCCAACUGUACCUCUGUCCCCAUUAAAUAGUAACUCUGUACUUUCCCCUCCCCACAGCCUCUGGCAACCACCAUUCUACUUUCUGUCUCUAUGAAUCUGACAACUCAUAUUCCUCAUAAGACAAAUAAUAGAAUGUCUGUCCUUUUGUGACUGGCUUAUUUCACUCCACAUAAAAUCUUCAAGGUUCAUCCAUGUUUCCAGUGAUUGAUUGACUUUUUUUUUUUAAAUAUGGACUCAUAAAUUUAUGACUGCAGAUUCUGUCCUUCCUAAUUUCACUGGUUUAGAAGAUUACAGAACCUUACACCCUGUUCAUUCUGGGCCCAUUGCACUUCCUCCCACUGCCUAUGGGCUUUGUUCCACUGUGACUCUCUGUGGACUGUAUAGACUAGGCGAUGUGUAGUCUGUUCCCUUGGAAAAAGCCUGGCCUAAAACCACGUGGCCACAAGAAACUUCUGGUCGGUAAAGAAGAUGUGCAGUAGUUUUCAGGUGCCCACUGCUCUUCCAUCCUGGAGUUGUGCCUCCACUAUAACUAAAUGAUUUUCUAAUCUCACAUAUGGCUUUCAUUUCCUAAAUAUUGUAGGGUCAACUAUCAAACUAGUUGCCUUUCUUGAAGAGACCAAAUACUAAAGACCAUGGCAAAAUGCCAAGAAGCUGUCCAUUUUGUUGCAUUCUUUUUCCCUUGAACUGUUCAAAGGGAUUAUAUAAUAACUGCUACCCACGUGCAUGGGCGUGCAUGGAUGGGUGUAAGGUGUCGCUGCAUCUUUAGUUGAAAGAUGCUAUUCUCAUUCCACUCCAGUGCUGUCUCCCUGUUAACUUCCUCUUUUUUUACGUGUAUUAUUAGCUAUUGCAGUAGCUUUUAUUUUGGAUUUUACUCAU
Molecule: messenger RNA, 2946 nt
Organism: Eubalaena glacialis (North Atlantic right whale)
Lineage: Eukaryota; Metazoa; Chordata; Mammalia; Artiodactyla; Balaenidae
Gene: OGFOD1
Product: 2-oxoglutarate and iron dependent oxygenase domain containing 1
Exons: 13
Coding region: 32-1666 (544 amino acids)
Biological process (GO): regulation of translational termination; peptidyl-proline hydroxylation
Cellular component (GO): cytoplasm
Molecular function (GO): L-ascorbic acid binding; iron ion binding; peptidyl-proline dioxygenase activity
Source: RefSeq, a predicted model, not a curated record